Messenger RNA from Bombina bombina (fire-bellied toad), 1488 nucleotides. RefSeq names its product keratin, type I cytoskeletal 47 kDa-like. Lineage: Eukaryota; Metazoa; Chordata; Amphibia; Anura; Bombinatoridae. Bases 37 to 1293 code for a protein of 418 amino acids. The record is from RefSeq and is a predicted model, not a curated record. Gene Ontology annotation, molecular function: structural molecule activity. The transcript has 9 exons.
UGAUAUUUCUCAACUUCAGAUUUUGUGGUCAUCAACAUGAGUUUCUCUAGCCGCAGCUAUGUCCAGUCCAGCAGAUAUGGGGUGGCGCCCAAGGCCUUCAGUGUAACUGGCAGCUCUGAAAGAGUUAGGAUGGCAUCAGCUAGCCGUAGUUUCUCCAGUGUUGGCGCUGGAUACCCUGAAGUGAGUAGCUUCAGCAUCAAUGGCAAAGAGACCAUGCAGAAUCUUAACGACCGCCUGGGCAACUACCUGGAACGUGUCCGCUCUCUGGAACAUGCCAACAGUGAACUGGAAAUCAAGAUUAAAGAGUUUUAUGACAAAAAGGCAGCUAUGGGCCCACGUGAUCUAAGUGGCUACAUUGAUACCAUCAGCAAGCUGCGUGACCAGGUAACUCACUUAAGCAUGGAAAAUGCCAAGAAAGUCCUGGAGAUUGAUAAUGCCACACUGGCUGCUGAUGACUUCAAAAUGAAGUUUGAGGCUGAGUUGGCCAUAAGGCUUGGAGUGGAUAAUGAUGUCAUUGGCCUGCGCAGAGCCCUAGACGAGUUGACUCUCAACAGGUCAGAUCUGGAAUUGGAGCUUGAAGGACUGAAGGAAGAGUUAAUUUUCCUAAAGAGGAACCAUGAAGAGGAACUUGCUGCUUACAAAAGCCAGGCAGGAGGCACUGUGAAUGUGGAGAUGAAUUCAGCCCCUGACGUUGAUCUGUCAAAAAUUUUGGCAGAAGCGAGGGAACAGUAUGAACAACUUGCCGAAAAGAGUCGUCAGGAAGCAGAGACUUUGUACUUACAGCAGUGUGAGCCUCUGUACAAGGAAGUUGAAUGCAAUACUGAAGCUAUCCACUUAUCAAAGACUGAAAUCACAGAUCUGAAACGCACAGUGCAAAGCCUGGAGAUCGAGUUACAGUCUCUCAUGAACAUGAAACAAAUGCUGGAUAGCACGUUAUCAGAAACAGAGGCUCGCUACAGCGCUCAGUUGGUUCAGCACCAGGCUAUGAUUUCCCAGAUAGAGGCUGAGCUCCAGCAGGUCCGGUCAGAUUCAGGGCGCCACUCUAUUGAGUACAGUAAGCUCCUUGAUGCCAAGGCAAGACUGGAGCUGGAAAUCGCCACAUACAGACGUCUGCUGGAUGGGGAAGACUUAAGUAUGUCACAAUCAACACAUAAUACUCAGAAAGCUGUGGCUAUCUGUACAGAGAAUACCAACACAGUAACAACCGUAGUGAGGCAGAGAACUAUGAUUGAAGAAACAGUGGAUGGAAAAGUGGUAUCUUCAAGUAAUACAGAAGUUAUCCAACAAUCUUAAAUGAAACAAACAUGAAGAGUGAAGGAGCUGCUAAAUCGUGGUUGAUGCAGUACAUUUAAAGAAAGCAACAAGAAAAUAAAGACUAAUGUUUGACCAAAGUUUACAUGAUACACAUUUUGUGUUUGCUCAGUUCUUUUUGCACAAACCCGUUGCACUACCAUGAUGCCAAAAUAAAGCCUUUUUUCGAUUUUGAAA